This is a messenger RNA of Culex pipiens pallens (northern house mosquito), 538 nucleotides long. Its product is annotated as UPF0184 protein AAEL002161. The transcript is spliced from 2 exons. The record is from RefSeq and is a predicted model, not a curated record. NCBI's taxonomy places the organism in Eukaryota, Metazoa, Arthropoda, Insecta, Diptera, Culicidae. Bases 84 to 461 code for a protein of 125 amino acids.
AUGUGACUGAUCAGGUGACAAGCUUGAAAAACAGUUUGAAUCCAAGCCCGAGCAUCUCCAGCAAACUGGACACCGCCGCCGAAAUGACCCCGAACCCGAAACAGAACAAGCAGGCGACCAGCAAGCCGCCGGAAGAGCCGGCUGCCGGUGGUAGCACCAGCAAUCCCGAAGAUAACACCUCCGGCGAGGAGUUCCAGGAGGGCGAGGACGAAGACCUUGAAGUCUCGCUCGACGAGUUCGACUCGGUCAACAACUAUCUGGACUCGCUGAACACGGCACUGGAUGCCAUUGAGCAGCGGAACGAUAACCUGCAGGAGCAGCUGCUGAGCUUGCUGCAGUCGAACCGCGAAAUCCGCAAGUCCAUGCAGGAAGAGGCCGAAAAGAGGCCUCCGAACGGUGGAGCUGGAGCGAGUGGGAAGGAACCGGAAGCGGCCGCUUCCGGUGAAGCUAUGGAGCAUUGAGCUUAGGUUAAGUCUUUUAUUCCAAAUCAAGUAUUGUGGGUUUGAAUAUUUGUGUAAAUAAAGCAUAUUUAUCGGUG